AUGCCGCCUAACUUCGCCAACGCUGUGGCGCGCAUGCCCUUCCUGGAGCCACUCCACGACGCCGCUCAGACGACGAGGAAGCGUGCUGCUGAAGCGAGAGCAUACCCUAGCCCCGCGAAGAGGAGUGCGGGGGGAGCCGGUGACGGACACUGCAGGCGAAGGGAUGUCGUCCGUUGCUUGUGCUCGCACCACCGUCGCCCCCCGCUCUGCGCCCCGUUCCCGCAGAAUAAUAGCGCCGCAAUUUACCGGCAACACAUGAACGAAAUGUGGCUUGUCACGGAAAUGUCACUGGGCACGCCCAAGUGCGACAGCAUACCGCGAAAGCCAGGGCAAGUGAUAGAUCCACAACCAGUAUGA
Trypanosoma conorhini is the source of this 357-nucleotide messenger RNA. RefSeq lists its product as uncharacterized. The coding region runs from base 1 to 357 and encodes 118 amino acids. Lineage: Eukaryota; Euglenozoa; Kinetoplastea; Trypanosomatida; Trypanosomatidae. The record is from RefSeq and is a predicted model, not a curated record. The transcript has a single exon.